CCGUAGCGUCCGUACGCGUCGCUCCGAGCGACACAUUAUAAUACAACAAAAUAAACCACAAAACCUUACAAUAACCACAUAAAACUGAAUCGUGACAGUGUUGUUGUGAUCCAAACAUGUUCAACGUCAACAUAAUGUGUUAUACCGGCGCGUUGUAAUAAUCUAACUAUGCUUUUCGCCCGACACUUGGUGAAUAAUGAUAUGUAACAUUUUGUACCCUGAUAAAUCGUUUGUAACUGUGCGUUUUAACUCGAAUAAAAACUAUACAAAAGACAUCUAAAAUCCAAUGGUGGUGUGUUAUGGUGUGAAGAAGUCAUGGCGCGCCCGCGUACCGCCCGAUGCAGGCCUACCUCGCGCCACUUCCACAAUCAACCAGAGCUGCAGAGAGGCGGCUUCGGGCUCAUGCUCAGGUGGAUCCUGUUCGUCUGGCUGGCCAGCUGCGGCCCGCUCGGGAACACUGUGAAACAAGACGGUUGUUCGUUCCCAUCGCGCUGGUACGGCCGCUGGUUCCAGUCUGGCGUCAUCCAGUCCAUCGUCAUCGAGGGCGACCGCCUCUCCAACAAGGGGAAGUGCCUCUCCUCCGAGGGGGACAAGUUUCUUAUAGUUGAUGAAAAAGGGUGUUACCGGUGUGUGGUGAUGCACGAAAAACAUAAAAACGUAUUGCAGUAUAAAGAGACAUUCUGUCACCGGCGCGACGCUUUGCCGCAUCUGUGUUCGCUCAUCACGGGCGACGCGCUGCUCUAUUCCAUGUUCAGAGAAAAUGCUGACCCGGUGGAUUGUCCGCUGAAGGCACCUUUCUCUUUUAGUUAUAACAGAGGCCAUGGAGACUGUGUGUAUCCAAUAUCCACGAUAGAGAGUUGUACAGAAGACUCCAGAUUAUUGCUCAAUUAUCAAGCCUGUCCUGAUAUUCAUGCCUCGGAAAGCGCCGUGGAGGAGCUGGAAUGCCUCGCGACGUGGAAGGAGGGCAGCCUCAGAUACCUGGUGGGGAAGCUGCACCACAACCACGCCACCAGCAACGAGGACCGAUACCGGUGUUUCGUCUACGAGAAGACAAAUGGUAUUGCGUCCACUGGCAUCAAAGAAGAUCCAAGUUCUACUGGUGAUGUGGAAUACAGAGUGGCUCAGUCAGGAGACGCUACUUGCAACGGUCUGUCCAGCGCCACCGAAGGGUCGAGAACCAUGGCUCUUAAACGAGUAUCAGUCCGAUUCAACUGCCAAUUCCCGUCAUGGAUGACGUUCUCCCACACGUGGCACACGCUGGACUUCAGCAGCAACUAUACGUUCUACCAGCGGAACGCGACCCUGCGCAUCACCAACCAGACCGGCGCUGACAUCAAGGUCUACUGCGUCAAUGUCAAGGCCAGCUCGCCGAGUGGUAACUCCGUCGCCUUGGUUGCGCAUUGGCAACAUCAUUGCGCGUCCCGCUACGUGUGCGUGGUGCUGUACCGGCGCGACACGUACAUCGCGGAGCUGCAGCGCGGCACGCCUACCUCCAAGCCGGACGACGCGUGCUCGCCGCACCACUUCGACGCCGUCACCGCGCCUUACGUCACUUUAGUCGCUAGCAACCCAGAAUCGAAAGAUUGUCCAUAUUCUGGGAAAUACAUAAUACAGAACAAUCGGCACAGACGAAGCGUCAAAUCAGAGCGAAACAGAACGAAACGGGAGAAGACAAUUUUGGAACAUAAUCGUAGGGUUAAUGGAAGUAGGCUGUUUAACUUUAGCGUAGGGAACAUGUCGAGCGCUCCCAUGUUGAGGAGUCGGAGGCAGGUGGAGGAGGUGAGCUGUAUGGUCAACGGCUACAACAGGCUCGAGGUCGGCUGCAACUCACCUAAGAAUAUGGAAUUCUACUCAACUUGUGGCAAUAAGGAGAUUGUUACAGCAUACACAUGCCACGGUGGGUGGUACGAGGAUGGCGCGUCGUUCGUGGUGACGACACCGCUGCGGCGCGACAGUGCUGCGGCGCGGCGACAUUGCUUCGUGUCGCGCGACGCGCGCCGCUCGCUGCGGCUGGAGCGCUCGCCCGACAACUGCGAGCGCGCCGCCACUCGCCCAGACCUCGUGCUCGACGCUGUGCCUACGGGAGAAUGUCAAGACCAGUCGAACGCACAACAUGCCCUGAGGAUACCAGCGCAAUUUAUAUUAUCUCUCCCAAUUAUCAUACACUACAUCAUACCGAGAUGAUUCAUAGUGUGAACACAUUAUUUAUUAGUCUCUUUGACCCCUACCCUUGUAAUUAUAGCUAUAUAAUGAUAGUAAUGCUUAGGAACAAAAUAGGCGAAACCUUUAAACUAAGUCUUCAUAAAAAUCAUGCUAUUGUUCUUAUUUUUGUUGUAUAUUUUAGUUUUAAUUUAUUUACUGAUAUAAAUUAGUUAAAUCAAAGUAUCUCGUAUAAUAGAUAGAUCAAUAGCUUCAGGUAUUCGAUAUUUCAAAUACAAUUACAAAUUUAACUUUAAUUUAUUGAAUUUGUAAGCACAUUUAUAACUUAUUUACAAUAGCACUAAAUGUGAUAUCGCAUAAUUUUAAUGCUUGAUUUACCUAUUCAUAAGUAAUUUUGUAAUGAUGAUUAUUUUAACUGGACUGCAGGAUAAUAUUCAAGUCGAUAAAUUGGAUGAAAAGUCAUUCUGUUUUUAUGAAUUCAUCCAUGUAUUAUCCGAAAACUACCGAGGCUGCCGGCAGCCCCUUCAGUGCGACUAUAAUGCGCAUGGAAUAAAGUCUAUUUUUAUCAAUCCAUUUUUAACAGCACAAAAAUAUAUUGCCGAUAGCCUGUCAAUACAUUAAGGUAUAUAUCGUUACUAAGUGCACUGUUGUAAACACUCUUAUUAAACAAUUAUAUCCGUUAGGAUUAUUAUCUUUGCGUGAUCUAUUUAAAUCAACAAUAAUUGUUUCAAAAUGUUACGGUUUUUUCUUUGUUAUGAUUACGUCCACGCUGUAAAUUUUAAUUAUAACAGUUACUUACAUUUUGUUAUUAAAUACGCAGAUUAUUGAAAAAAUCAAAUAAUCUUUGGAUUUCGAAAAUAUUAUUGAUUAAUUUUCGCGUAAUAUGUAAAUGAUCGAAACGUUGCCCCUACAAGACACGGUGGAGUGCGGUACGCGAAUGGGAAGACAAUUUCCCGAAUCUCCAUUAAUCAUUGCCCGUAUAACAGCAAAAAUGCUGCAAGACCCUGACCCUGAUCAACCUGACUUCUUCGGGUUGUAGAGAAAAUUGUCUGUAGUACCUUUCACUGGCGAAUAUACGAGUCAAGGGAAGGUAAAGAUUUUUUAACUUUUAUAAAAAAUAUCCUAACACACUUCAAAUAAUUAUUUAUUGAAUACCUAAGCCCAGUUAAAAUAAUCUAAUAUACUAAUCGAACAACGAUUCAUCGUAUUAAAAAAUGUAACUACAUAUUUCGAUUAUUAAGUAUAUUUUCAUUGAUGUAGGAGCCUGUUGUAGAUACGCACAGUUAAUCGUCACAAAACAAUUUUAAACUUCCAAGUUACGUCAUACGAAUUGUAAUUAAAUAUACAGAGACAUUUUUCGAUAUUUUUUUUUCGUUUAUGUUGUUUUCAACCAUUCAGUUUAAUAUAAUAAUUUAGGUAAGCUAUAGACACAAACACUUCAACGUCAAGGAAUUUUCCUACGUACAUAUUGUCUAUGUUAUGUUAAACUGUUUCAUAUUUAUAUUAAACAAUACUUUAAAUAUAAACCAUCAACAACUUUUAAGGAAUGCCAGGUCACAUAUGUAAUUUAUUUCAAUAUAACUUUCUUCGUGGGAUGGAAGCUGCCCAACUAUGGGGCAAGUUUGAAAAAAAAUAUGCUAUCGUAAAAAAAAGAGAACUAAAUUUUGAAAUUAUUAUUACAGCACUAAAAUAUUAUUGCUCAGUGAUCCAGCUAACCAACCAUAGACAAAACAUAGUUGUUACUUUUUUUUACAAUAUAUAGUCUGUUCAGAAAGAAAGCCGUCGUGGGAUUUGAGGUCGCUACUUGUGCUUAAUUAACUUUUUUGUUUAGUUUCGGUAUAGUAUAAGAAAAAUCCCAAAAACAAGACGCAAUAUCAUUUAUAACAAAUCAAAACGACAUGACAAAUAGGUUUAAAAUUUAUCAAAUGGCGGGGAAGGGUUGCUUUGUAAAAAUAGUAAAGUAAGUUCACCUUUCGACCACAACGGCUCUCUUUCAAAACGAACUAUACCUCAUAUUUGUAGAAUGCACAAACUUGCCCCGUCCUCCUAUUGGAAAAUCUAAAAAAGGCUAUUCAACUAUCUAAAUGUGAACAUAAUUCGGAUUACACGAAACCGAUACAGCCCCGGAUCUAUUGGGGGGAGGGGGGGGGAGCAAGCCGGGGCCCGUGCCCCGGGCGGCGAAUACACGACUCAUAAUUAACGCAACUUUGACUACUAAAUUAUUUCCCGCGGGCGCGCGUAAUGAUGAUGAUGACAAAGUUAAAAAUAUAGAUAGUCGGGGGCGGCAUUAUCCAGAUUUUGCCCCACCUCCAAAAAAUUCAAGAUCCGGGACUGAACCGAUACCUACCUAAAUAACUUUACACUACCUACAUGUGCCUAAAUUUCAAAUAGUAAAUAGUCGGUUAGUGAGAAUUUAAUUUCUUUAUAGUCACUUUUGAUGUAUUUAGUUAGACGUGUGUAGUUUGCUUAUGUAUCUCAUUUUACAAUUAUUCACACUUACAUAAGAAUAUAACGCACACAAUUACAAUAUGUACAAUCAGCCACUAAAGUUGAACAGAUUCAAUACUUCUAAACGUUUCUACACAUUAACUUUAAUUGAAUAUUAUUUUUUCUUUAUCUAAAAUAAAGUAAACUCGUUGAAGUUUAUUUUAGUGAAUAAAAACGAUUGUUGUUAAGGACACAAAAGUUUAAAGACGGCUUGAAAUCUUGUAUUUGCUCACCUAUUUUUGUGGCUGACUGUACCUAUGUCCUGCAAAUACAGAUUUUAAAAUAAGGGGUUAGUCUCACUUAACAUUCUCUAACUGACUGACAUUUAAUUGUUUUUUCUUUUUUUAUGGAGCUAUAAUUACAUGAUUCACCACUCAAAUAUUUAGGAGACAGAAAUAAUAUGCAUUUAAUUAAUCAAUGAUCUCCUGUACAAUUUUAAUAUAAAUACUUAUAUUUUCAUUCUUACAAAGGAACUUUUGUUUUACUUGUUACACACCUACUCAGGUUCAUAAUAAUAUAAAGUAGGAUUAAGUAGAAGAUCGCUUCGUAAGUUGAAAAUGUUUGAUAGUGUCGAUGCGAAUGGUUGUGAAAACAAAUGUUUCUUGUUGCAACAGUUUUAUACUUAGUGAAAAUUUCUAAAUGUGUAGAAUUAUACAAAAUUAUUCUGGUUCUUCUGAGCUAUGAAACAGAGGUUAAAUUGUUUUCACUGGAGCUUGUUCAUUAAAAUUAUUUUGUAUUUUUUUAAUAAGAUAAAUUUAUAUAAUUUUGAACCCCUAGAAUAACCAGUAUAAUUUUGAAUAUCAUUAAAUUGUCUUUAUCUGCGCACUUUUAAAAAAUCCCCACCGUUUUUAAAUCCCAGAAAUAACUGUUAUAAUGUAACGUGCAAAUAGCAGAUUGUGAUAGCACAUUAGAUAUGUACCUAUAAAAACUUCUAUCCCAGCUCCCCAAAUCCGUUUAUUUGUAUCAAUUGUCUAUACAUUUGUUAGCACUUUGUCAGAUUUCUCUUGUUACGUACAAAGUAAAAUAAUAUCGUAAGGGCGGAUCCAGUACUUUUUUUAAACAAAUUUAAUUUCUUAAUAUUACUUUUUUGUGAUUUUGAAAAUGUAUCUUCAUUUUGUGGUAAAUACGUCAAUUCGUGAAUAAUACAUACUUUCGAUACGACGAAGUUACGAAAAUCAGAUAAAACUAUUAAUAAAUUAAAUUAUUUCCAUAAUUACAACAAAGCCAAUCUCCAGUUGAGAGCCAAGUAAACUUUUCUAAAAACUACCUUGUUUGAGGAAACGCAUUUUUUAUGCACAGAAUUAAUGUGAGUACGAUAGUUUCGCUUCGUGUCCGAUCUAAGUAAAUAAAACCAACGAGCCGUCGCAAGACUCCUGCCAGACGUGGAACAUCGAAACUACUUUAUAUAAAAUAUAUGCAUGAAAGGAUGGGUAACACAAAUAAGACAUACCCGUAAUAUACUCAAAAAAAAUGGCAGAAUCAAAAACAGAAUAUUCUGUUCUUAAGAAAAUAAAUCUUUAUUAAAUAAUACCCAUUAUUUUUUAAUUUUUUUUAUAACACAAAUAACCUGAAUCGAAGUGAACAACUAUACAAACGCAAGGUAUAUGAGUUUAGCGCGACAAAGUGGUGACGUGAAUAUUUCCUCCAGCGUCGCCACUCCAAGAGUUGGGUUGAUCUGCCACAUUAGAUGUUUUACAUCAAAUUAAACCUAUAAACUUGUUUUGAUUAAUUUUAUAUUACGAUAAUUAACUGACUUAGUCUGUAAAUUUGUAGAUAGUUAAGGCGUUUUAUUUAUUUGUUGUUUUGCUUAUAAUUCUUAUUCUUAUCUGGCGAAAUUAUGUUCACAAUAGCUUUUAAAACCAUUACACCUGGAUCUCGCCUCUGUUAUUAUCACAAAUUGUUUCGAAUCAAUGAGGCUUAGAAUAUGUACAAAAUCAAUGUAAACAUUUAAUUAUGUAGUUAGAAUAAUUUUAGCUGUGUUUAAGCUUAAUUUAGUUUUUUUUAUUAUCUACUAUUUAAUAAAAUAUGUUAUUGAAAUAGUAUAUGUAAUGUUUUGGUGUUUAUAAACAAAAUUUUGUAUAUUUUGGUUACUUUUGAUUUGAAGAAUUACUGUAUUAUGGACUUUCACAAUAUACAUACAGAAUAAGCACAAUUAACCUAAGACCCCUUAACUAAGUUUCUUUUGAUAUAUUUUUGUAUCUUUCGUAAAAUAAGUACUAUUCAUCUAUUUAGAAAGUUUUUGAGUUAAUUCUAUCCAGAUUAUCAAUCAGUUUUACCAGACACUCGGCCUACUAAUAAACAAUUGUUCACAAUUUAAUUGAUUUAGACGUACCUACCUAAUUAAUUGUGAUUUAUUUUAAAUGUAACACCCUCGAUAAUAAUAAACUUCUAAAGCAAAA
This is a messenger RNA of Manduca sexta (tobacco hornworm), 7046 nucleotides long. RefSeq lists its product as uncharacterized. NCBI's taxonomy places the organism in Eukaryota, Metazoa, Arthropoda, Insecta, Lepidoptera, Sphingidae. The coding region runs from base 316 to 2184 and encodes 622 amino acids. The transcript has 13 exons. The record is from RefSeq and is a predicted model, not a curated record.